UCUCGACGCGAUAAACAAUCCUCCCAGCAAAGAUCGGGGUUUUUCCGUUUCGAUCUCUUUGGCGGCGAGCGGUCGCGAGAGAGGCGGCGGAGAGAGGCGACGGGGCGGGCGGUGAUUCUCCCGGAGCCUGGUGAAUCUCGCCUCUCUUGGACAUCCAAUCGCGUUAAGGGUCAUUGGUGUUUUCGCUCCCUAUGAGUUUAUCUUCUUCUGGCACUUGUCUUGCUCCUCCUUGGUUUACUCCUCCUAGCCCAUGGCUCAAAAGGAACUCCAAUCCUAAUCUCCUCGCUUCCAGAUUCCAAGCUUUCCAGUCCUCCCCUUCUCGAUUUCGUGGUUACAAGACGAAACAGCAGCAGCUGCUGAGAAGGAGAGUAGAUCGGGUGUCAUGCUUUAAGGACGAAUUAGGGUCGUCUUCCAACGAUGAUAGUCUUGAAUUUACUGAUCUGCCUGAAACCUUAGAGAAUCCAAAGCCAAAGUCGAAUACAGAGAAGACUUGGAUUUCAAACAUUCAGAAGGGAUUUAGUGAAUUUUUCACAUUACAAAAGGAACGUUGGACGGUCCCAUGGACAGCUGAAACCAUCGUCCAGGUAAUGCUUCUAUGGAUUGCUUCCUUUUGGUUCGUCGGCUCCUGGAUAAUCCCUUUCCUAGCUCACACUGCUGGUUUCAGUAAAUCUUCUCUAACCCACAGGGGCCAGGCCCUGUACAGUCUCCUCACUGACAUAGCUGAAGGCCUUGCCGGAGUCGCUAUCCUUCACAGGUGUCUAUCAAGAUUUCGACCUCUUCCCUCAGGAUGGUUUGAGUUUAGCCUCAAAGGCAAUUGGCCCUUUGAUGUAUUAUUGGGAUGCCUCCUCUUCCCUUUAGUGAACCUGUUAUCCCAAAUUAACAUCAACAUGGUUCCCAUUCUCCCUGCUUCCCCUUCGGUCGGUAUUUCUAGUGUCGAGCAGUCAAUUGUUGCUCGUGAUCCUGUUGCCAUGGCUCUUUAUGCUGUGGUUGUCUCUGUGUGCGCUCCAAUCUGGGAGGAGAUUGUGUUCCGAGGAUUCCUUCUGCCGUCGCUUACGAAAUACAUGCCUUUGCCUUGGUCUAUUAUGGCUAGUGCUGUGGCUUUUGCGCUGGUGCACUUUAAUGCGCAGCGGCUGUUGCCGCUGGUGUUUCUUGGUCUUGUGAUGGGAUUUGUGUUUGCGAGAUCCAGAAACUUGCUGGCUUCGAUGCUCUUGCAUAGUUUAUGGAAUGGGUUCGUGUUCUUGGAUCUCAUGAAGUGACAAUGCAACUGUAUUUGAAUCAUUUUGGCAUUCUUCUUGUUACUGUCAUGUUGUUGUAUUUUUACCUUGUUUUCAUAUCACUUAAUUGGCAAGGCUUUGCAGGCUUGUAGAGUUAACUCGAUUAUGCGAGAACGAAUAGUAACUAACACAAUUUGUAGAAUUAACUUGAUAAUGUCAGAGAAUGUAAUGUUCAUCAAUUCUGAUUAA
Messenger RNA from Asparagus officinalis (garden asparagus), 1463 nucleotides. RefSeq lists its product as uncharacterized. NCBI's taxonomy places the organism in Eukaryota, Viridiplantae, Streptophyta, Magnoliopsida, Asparagales, Asparagaceae. The coding region runs from base 192 to 1256 and encodes 354 amino acids. Gene Ontology annotation, molecular function: metalloendopeptidase activity. Gene Ontology annotation, biological process: CAAX-box protein processing. The record is from RefSeq and is a predicted model, not a curated record. Gene Ontology annotation, cellular component: membrane. The transcript is spliced from 5 exons.